Oldenlandia corymbosa var. corymbosa is the source of this 1463-nucleotide messenger RNA. Lineage: Eukaryota; Viridiplantae; Streptophyta; Magnoliopsida; Gentianales; Rubiaceae. The record is from the annotation of a GenBank genome assembly.
GGUGAUUUAAUGCAAGGAAAAAAAUAAAUACUACAAAAGAAAAUGACAGAAAGAUUAAAAGCAAGUAAAAAAGAGAUAGAUGUUCUAGAAGCACAAGAAAAUCCUCCUCAAGGGGUGGAAGCCUCGUCAGCGCUGAGCCCAUGGUAUCCAUUUUGAUAUAUAUCCUCUUUUGGAUUUGUAUUAUUUAUUGUUUGAUUAUCAAUCAGACUCAAGAGACCCUUCCAAAAGGCCCAUUAACAGCGAAAAACCAAAAACGCUGGGCGCCCACUUCUUGCCAAGUUGGCCCCACCAUUGGACCCACACGCCCGCGAGAUUCCCUCAUUUCUAAUCCCCUGUAUAUAAAAACCAAAACACAUAGUCGCCUGUUUCCCCCAUAAAAGCCCCCAAAUCAUUCUUCUCCCAUCUAAAAUUCAUUCUUCUUGUUUUUCCAGAUUUUCCAAUCACCAAUUGCAAUAUGCUGGGAACUAUAGUUCGCCCAUCCGGAGCGUUUCUGGGAACGAUUCCAGAAGGUUUCAGAUCGGAGGGUAAAAUGCCGUGUGCAGCGGUAAGAAUGCCGGGGAGAUCGACAAUUAAAGCGGCGGUGGCGGAGGCGGAGGCGGAGGCUUUUACACCGCCUUCGGCAAUGGAGACUGGGAGAAAGCCCAUGAAUUUGUACGAGGUGUUGAGAGUAAAGAAGAGUGCGUCUCAAUCGGAAAUCAAAUCGGCUUACAGGUCCCUGGCCAAGAUUUAUCACCCGGACGUAGCCGUGGUGGCAAAGCACCCGGAGGAGUCGUUUGGCGGUUGCGAUUUCAUUGAGAUUCACAAGGCUUAUUCUACGCUGUCUGAUCCGGCGGCGAGGGCGAUUUACGACUUGACGUUGAGUAUUGGCUCCGAACGACGUCGUCCCUUGGCAGGGGUUUAUAACAACAACUCGAGCUCCGGUGGGUUCCGAAGACAUUCCGGGUUUUAUACUAGCCGGAGAUGGGAAACGGAUCAGUGUUGGUGAUCUUUUUCCUCACUUUUUUCUGUUUUUCCUUUUGUUUUUUUGUGGGGACUUUGACAGAAAUGUUGUUAGCUGUACUCGGACCGUCCGGGUUGGUUCCCCAUUUUUCUUUCUUGUAAAUUCUUACCAAUAUCUAAUAUGGUUCUUGUAGAAAUUUCCAUGACAUAAUCCAAAAUACAACCAAUUUUGAGGAGUUGAGUAAAUUCCAGAAUUACACGACAAUAUUUGACUUGAAAUGCUGAAAUUGGAAGUUACAGCUGAUUAUAACUUUAAAACAUAUGUAUGGUUCAUCUCACCCCUGAAAAGUAAAAAAAAGUAAAAACCUUCGGCUUUUGAGGAAACAAUGGAGAAUUUCAGGUAACAAAGUCAAAUGGUCUAUUGCUAACUGCCAAGGUUUGCGUAGCCCAUAUUAGCCUUUUUCCUUUGAUUGUUAUUCUGUCCACUCGAGAAUUUUUUUUAUUUUAUUAUUAUUAUUUUUUUU